Molecule: messenger RNA, 2432 nt
Organism: Pomacea canaliculata
Lineage: Eukaryota; Metazoa; Mollusca; Gastropoda; Architaenioglossa; Ampullariidae
Product: spermatogenesis-associated protein 5-like protein 1
Exons: 9
Coding region: 24-2426 (800 amino acids)
Molecular function (GO): ATP binding; ATP hydrolysis activity
Source: RefSeq, a predicted model, not a curated record
AAGCCAGCAUGGUGUAAGCAUGGAUGUGUUAUACGAGUUCGUGGUGUGAACUUGCUUUCGGUUGUGCAAGUAACUACAGAAUGGACAUCGUAUCGCCUCAUCAUAUGCAGGAACAGGAACAAAAUUUAAACACAUCUUUUCACAUAUUAUCUUUGCUUCCUACAAGGAAAGAAGAUUCUGGAACACAAAGAAUUAGACUGAGUGCAGAAAUUGUAGAUGGUUACAAAAUAGCCUAUGGAUCAUGUGUACGCAUGUCAACACCUGAUUUAGUAGUUAUUGGUACCAUACACCAUUGUCAUCCUUCCUUGGCAUUUAACGGUAUUCACAUUGAUCCCACUGUUACAGAAAAUCAGUCCAUUCAUUCUAUUAUAAAAAGAGCAGAUCUCGAACAAAGAAUUACUUUGCAGCUCCUUGAAUGUAAACAUGCUGAACAGUUGGAAGUUAAGCUAGUAGUUGUGAAUAAAAGCCAAUACUGGGAUAGUCAUGUGGCAGCAGAACUAGGUAGAAAGUGUUUUCACUGUAUUUAUAAUAAGGUUGUUACGCCAGGCUGCAAGGUUGAGCUUUCUCAAUCUAGGCUGGGAAGGUUACUUGGCAUGUGUGUCUGCAUAGUGCUUUCUUGCGGAGAUGAUGAGGAAGCUAAUGAUACAACAGCUUUUAGGAUUACAGAAAAAACAGUUAUCAAAGUCAUAGACAUUGAAAGCUGGGAGCAUUAUAAUGUUAUGCAAAGACAAAUCUCAAAAUACAGAGUUUGCAUGGGUGGUGUUGAGCGAGAAAUGAAGCUGCUGACAGAUUUACUUUGGAUGCCUCGGAAACAUCAGGAAAUGUUUGAUACUCUUUCCAUUCCAAAGUCUUCGGGUGUGCUACUAAGAGGUCCACCAGGAUGUGGGAAGACCUCACUGGUUUAUAAGUUGGCACAUGAAUGCCAUGCAGCACUAGUAGCAAUUAGUGGACCAGAGAUUAUAGGGUCAUAUCCAGGUGAAAGUGAAGCUAACUUGAAGAAAGUAUUUGAAAAAGCAGUGAGAUUAAGCAGAGAAGGCCCGUGCAUUCUUUUCAUCGAUGAAAUCGACAGCAUUUGUCAGCGGAGUCUUAAGUCAAACAGCAGCAACAGCACCAGACUCACUGGUGCUUUGCUGGCAGAGCUUGACUGUGUUGCACAAGAAUGUGGUCUCCUUGUAGUGGCAGCAACAAACAGACCAUCAGCACUUGAUCCUGCUGUUCGUUGUCAAGGCCGACUAGAAGAGGAGGUAUACAAAUCAGUGCCUUCCUAUUCUCAAAGACGUGCAAUUCUCGAGGUUCAUACCAAAGACAUGCCACUAGCAGAUGACAUUGAUUUGGACAUGUUAGCAGGCAUGACAGGCGGCUAUGUUGGUGCUGACUUGGCCAGACUGUGCACAGAAGCUGUCAGGCAUGUUCUUCUGGACAGUGCUGGGCAAGGUUUGCCUUCAAAAAAAGUGGGCAUGAGGGAGAUGAUUGGAGCCUUGUCGGUUGUUCAACCAUCUUUGCGUAAAGGUGUAGAAUGUGUUGUUGAUGUACAACCAGUGAGGUGGGAAGACAUUGGUGGUCUGGAACAAGUCAAAAUGAAAAUCAGACAGGCUGUAGAAUGGCCGUUAAUACAUCCCGGUGCUUAUAAGCGUAUGGGUCUGCCACUUGCACGGGGAGUUCUGCUAUAUGGCCCACCUGGCUGUGGCAAAACUACCUUGGUGAGAGCAGCAGCCACAGCAAGUCGUGUGACAUUUUUGUCACUCAGUGGUGCUCAGCUGUAUUCCCCAUUUGUUGGAGAUUCAGAACAGCUGUUGACAGAGGCAUUUCAGAAAGCUAGAGCCUUGGCUCCUUCCAUUUUGUUCCUUGAUGAACUGGACUCUAUAGUAGGCAGGCGGUCAGAGGGCAGUUCCUCACACAGCGUCCAGGAGCGAGUGCUGUCUACACUGCUGAAUGAAAUGGAUGGAGUUGGAAUACGGAAAGAUGAAAAAGUUGAUCGGCUGUUGGAGGAAGACGUGCAGGAAGGCUAUUGUACAAAUGCACCAGCAGACAUAAAGGAGUCAGAAUUUAGAGACAACACUCGUGUUUUGGUUGUUGCUGCAACAAAUCGCCCAGACUUGGUUGAUGAAGCUUUGCUGCGGCCUGGAAGAAUGGAUCAUUUGGUUUACGUACCUCCUCCUGAUACUGAGGCUCGUCUACAGAUUUUUGGUGUUCACACACAUAAAAUGCCACAAAGAGGAGUGGAUCUUCACCAGCUGGCAUCUGAUAUGGAAGGAUACACUGGAGCAGAUAUUGAAAAUUUGUGUAGAGAGGCAGCAUUAUGUGCCCUGACAGAAAAUCUGCAAGCCGUGAGUGUUGGACCAGACCAUUUCCAACAGGCACUCAGAACUGUGAAGCCCUCACUAUCUAAAGAACUUGAACAAUUAUAUAAGCAAAUAAAAAGAUGAGCUUUA